AGAUGGUGAUUUCCGGUUAGACUUCACAACAAUUAACUUAUCCUAGUCUGGACAGAGAUAUAAACAGAUAAUUCACCAGCUUUAUAUAGAAACUAUAAUCUCAUUUAUCUAAAAAAAAUAAUAAUUAUCAUAUCUUUAUGCGACUUAACUUUAUUAUAAUAUAUCAAUGUGAGCAGAUCUCCCGCUCGUGCUGUCAGUGUUUGUUUCAGGGAGAAAGAAAGAACUGACCAGAACCAACUUCCGGGGACGAAGCCAGAUAGCUAACUAUCUAUACCUGAGGGCAUAACAGAGUGUGCUGGUGCCUCACAUGCCGAAGCAUGUUGGCCUUGCCCUGGCUACGUUUAUUAGGAUCAUACCGCGGAAUCCAGUUCCCGCCAGAUGCCGCAGGUGGUGUGGGAUUUCAUGCAACUGAUACGUUAUGGACAGCGGAAUUAUUCAAGGGGGACCCACCGUUCGGCGUCCAGCCCUCUGCCCCGGGGAAGACCAUGUCCAGCACGGGACCUGGCCACGCUGGGUGCGGAGUAUGUGCACGCGCGGCUGACGGCCGCCUUACGAGCAGCAGAGACCAAUCAGACAGCGGACUGGGACAGCGAGCGACUCUUGUCAUGGAGGUGGCUAUCCGAUGUACGGCCCUCAACUGUUCUUGUGACUGUUUUAAGCCAGGUAAAAGAUAUCAACGGAUCUGUAGCGCCUGUUCUCACGGUUGGGUGUCUCAUGCACUGGAUAAAAUGGGUUUCCGUCAUAUUUAUAAUUGCCACCAAGUGGAGGUAGUCCAGCCGAGCGUUGCUUUCGAUAUAGCAUCAUUGAUGUUAUAUGGAACUCAAGCGAUCCCAAUCCGGUUGAAAAUUCCUCUCGACCGACUGUUUAGUGUACUGCAACACGAAGAAGUCCUGCACGUGUUACAUGGAUUUGGCUGGAAUUAUGAAGAUUAUGCUCGUGGUUACAUUCUCCAGGAUGCCACAGGGGCUGUACUAGACAGGUGGACACUGGCAAGCCGAGAAGAAGAACAAUUAAUUCUACAGCAGUUCCUUAGAUUCGGAGAAACUAAGUCUAUUGCUCAUCAAUUACUCCUGCAGGAGACCUGUGAAAAAGGAGACUAUAGCGUUCAGCCACCCAAGACGGAUUCUGACAUCAGAAAGUUCAUCGAGCGAACAAACAGGGUGGUCAGUUCAGACUUGUUUAAACAUAAUAGUUUCUCCCCGGUGACGACGAACAUGUCUUUCUCCCAUCCUUUCAGCAAGUCAAGUAUACCAUACCCUCCCUCUAGUGUCAGUUCCACUCAGUCUCUUUCACCUAGUGGAGGUUCUCCGUUAAACUCUAGCAGCCCUCUAGCAGUAUCGCCUUUAAACAAGCUCCAGAACAUGCAACCUUUCGAUUAUCGACGAGAGAAAAUAAGCCCAGAACCACGUAGCCACGACAUACCAUCAGCUCUUCCACUUACCCAAUCUACUCCGGUGACCUCCUCCACAACCUCCGUCCCGAACCUAUUGUCCGUUACAACAGCGCUCACAAAUCAUGUUCCAUCAGUCACAGUAACAUCUGAUUUUAGUGUUACUGAUGGCGGUUCUGAGGAAGAUAGUAACACAGUGAUGAACCUCAGUCAGCGAACCAGUCAUAGCUUGGAUUCUAUAUACGCUGCUAAGAAAGUGAAGCAUCUCCGUAAAUCCACUAAUCCUAUGAAGAGGAAAUGGAACCCACUGAUACUGAGCACCAUGGCAACUAAUCCCACCACUGGUAAGAAGCGUGUCCAGUGCCACGUGUGUUUCAAGACAUUCUGUGACAAGGGCGCCCUCAAGAUCCACUUCAGUGCAGUACAUCUUCGGGAAAUGCACAAAUGUACAGUAGAAGGAUGCAAUAUGAUGUUCAGUUCUCGAAGAAGUCGUAAUCGCCACAGUGCCAAUCCCAACCCCAAACUUCAUACACCAAACUGCAGAAGAAAGCUCAAACCCCAUGACGGUCGAUCUGCCCAUUUUCCGGUGCUUCCUCCUACAUCUCUCCUAAACUUCAACAACAAUAUGCUUCCAUCACCCACUGCUCCACUUCUCGAUAGCAAUACCUCGAAGAUGACAGACCAACCUCGAGUUAAUACUCCCUCACUUGGCAGUAUUUCAAGCCUUGUAUCUCCAUCAGGAAACCUCCCUGGUACCAAUUAUCAUAAUUCAGAAGAUUGUGCUCUUUCUCUGACAAAGAAAUCUCGAUUUGAUGAAGGCAUUCAAGGUAUUCACAUAACUAAUGGUUUAGAAAAUAUUGAACUAGCGCGGAAAGAUGAGUCUUCCUUCAAGAACAAAGGUUUUCACAAGAGAAAAAGUCAAAACCCUAUUAAGUGUGCUGUGACCAGCGAUGAUGACAUGCAAUAUGUUUCUACCGAUGAGUCUUCAACUGAUACUUUCAUUGACCAAGUUGACGACGAAAAUGGUCUUCUGGAGUCUAAGUCCGACGAUUAUACCUCAGAUUUCCAGUAUGAAUCAAAAUAUGAUGAUUUUGAUAAAGACGAGCAGACGACUGAAGAAGAGAAAAAAUGUGAUGAUCACAAGACAUUGAUGGACGAAGUCAGACAAAAUCAAGAACCAUCAGCUAAUGGAAAUGACGAGCAGGAAACUGCCACAGAUAUGACUAAAAAGAACACUACAGAGCAAACUGAUAUAAGUGAGAAUCCAUUGCGCCAUCUAGAAACUCUAUCCCUGGGGGCUUUUACAAGCAUGGUUUCAACAACACGAAAUGUUAUCAGCCAACAUUCUUUAUCUUCUAUUAGCGGAGUUUCAUUUCAUGCCCCUGGGUUGGGUCUUGCAGCACCCCAAAGAGCCAACAGUCCGCCUCGUCACAGCAACACCUCACCAUUGGAAGGUCCCACAACAUCCACGAAUUCUGUUGCACAUACAGUUCAAACAUUGACCACAGCUGACCAGGACUCGAAUCCUAACGACCAAGUUCCCUUGAUUUCGGUGUACCGGGACGCCUCUAUGGUAGGUUCUAUUGAAGUUCCGGUCGACAAGGAGAAUCCAAGAAGGUGUAUCGCUUGUGGGAAGAUAUUCCAGAACCAUUUUGGAGUGAAGACACACUAUCAAAAUGUGCAUCUCAAGCUGAUGCACAAAUGUACAGUUGAGGGUUGCAAUGCAGCAUUUCCUUCUAAACGUAGUCGAGACAGACAUAGUGCCAACCUUAAUCUUCAUCGGAAGUUACUUUCUACUAGCUCAGACAAAACUUCUCCUUUCCUGGAUAAGAACAACCUCUACCCAUUUCACCCAAGUGCGUUUAGAGAAGACAUAUUUUCCAGGUUCUAUGAUCCACAAGCUCUGCCACUGAGUUUUGCAGAUCUCUACCAUGGAAGAAUACCCACUUGUGGCCCUGAAGGAUUUUUAUCAAACCCUGCUUUUGCUAACCACUUAGGUGUUGGAGCGGCCCUUGGAGCUGUUCCUCCUUUUCAUCCCGCCUUCAUGGCCCCAGUAACUACAACAAAUACCUCAAUGUCAGAGGGUUUUGUUGGAUUAAGUGGAGCUAGUGGGCGAGAAACUCCCAGUAGUUCACUGACUACUUCCCCCAGUCCUCAACCCCAAACCCCUAAAUCAAAUAUACAAAACCACUCCUCCAUACGUUUGGAUGAAGAACUGUUUCCGGAUCCAAAAGGGAAGUUUUUUUGUGUGUUUUGUCAGAAGACUUAUCACGAAGCAAUGAUGCUCAGAGAACAUUAUGAAAAAUAUCACUCAGAAGACUUAUUAAUAUGUAAUGUAGAUGGUUGUGGUAAAGCUUUUCUUUCCAAAAAGGCUAUGAACUCUCACAGCAAAGAUGACAAUGUACACAUGCAUAGCAGAGAUAGACCACACGCGAUUUCUUAAAUGAUUAAGACUUACAGAAUCCUAAGUUGUCGAACAGUUGUUGGUAUUGUUAAAACUGUGAUGACAUAUGGUAUAUAUAUGAGACAACAAAUGUACAUUUAGGGGUUCUAUGAGAUGUAUAGAUGUUGUGACGUUCUCCGUUGCAACUAAUGUUGCAGAAACAAGAUUUUCUAUAGUGUAGUACAUAUCUCAUAGUAGCCCCAUUAGCACUUCGUAAAGAAAAAACUGUGAAUUACAUGAGCAUAUUACUAUUACAGGGCCCAUGUGACGAAAAGGGGGCUUAAAAUAUAGGUUGUUUGUGUACACUAAGUCAGACUAUAGAGAUCCUAAGUGAAAAAUAUCCAUGCAUAUUAUUCUCUUCAUAACACUUUAUUGUAUAUAGAUUUUCUUUCGAUCAGGAUCUUACAGUUUCUAGUUAUAGAUGGACAGAUUUUUUUCUUCCAUGUUACAUGUAUUUUAUUCCUGUUCUCGUAUUUGAUCUGAAGUUUAUAUAGAUGUUUGUGGUUCAUUCUUGGGUGUAUGGUUGAAUACUAUUUGUCAUUAUAUACACACUCUCUGUUUCUGCUUUCUCAGCGUCGUAUUUUUCAUUAAAUAUUACACUUCUUACUCUUGUGAAAGUAAUACAGAAGGAUUUCUUAUAUUUACUAGAUAUAUAUCGUGUUAUGGGCUUCUGCUCAAAACCUGCAAUGGAUGAUCUUCCAAACAAAGGUUCAGAAUUACAACUUUCUUAAGGUAUUCAGGAGUUUUAUAUUGCCUUCCUUCUCGGUGGGAAAAACAUUAGUUUUCAGUUAGCUUUUCUUUAUCAUGGUUAGAAACGUGAUAUUUAUUGAAAUGUGAUUUUCUUUGAAGUGUGAAUCUUGAAACUUAUUAUUCAUUCAGUCAUAUUAUGUAGUGUUCUUAUUACACGUAAUUUUCCCUUUUCAUUUUCAAUUGCUGAUAGGUUAAUAAUAAUAAAUGAAAUCGUUCAAUUAUAUUACGGGCAAACAGCAACAAGGUUGAAUGUGUAUAUAUAGUUGGAGUCUUUCAAGGUUCUUUAAAUGUCUGCCCGGUUUUGGAAAUUUUUUUUCUUGACAGUUUAUAACUGUUUAUGUGGGACUAAAGGUGUUCCAUGCAGACCUAUGAAUGAAAUAUUCAUUCCUUUAGAGUUUGUUCAGCGUAAUUUAAGUUAUUAAUAUACCCAAAGCUUAAGACGCCCUCUUUCUUUCCACAUAGAGAGAGAGAAAAGGUUUAAUGUAAGUGUUUAUAUUUUGUGGGCUUGAGUACGUCUACAGUGUCUGUUCAAGAAAA
Messenger RNA from Limulus polyphemus (Atlantic horseshoe crab), 5120 nucleotides. RefSeq names its product zinc finger protein basonuclin-2-like. Gene Ontology annotation, biological process: regulation of DNA-templated transcription. Lineage: Eukaryota; Metazoa; Arthropoda; Merostomata; Xiphosura; Limulidae. The transcript has 6 exons. Bases 318 to 3833 code for a protein of 1171 amino acids. Gene Ontology annotation, cellular component: nucleus. The record is from RefSeq and is a predicted model, not a curated record.